Molecule: messenger RNA, 1242 nt
Organism: Menidia menidia (Atlantic silverside)
Lineage: Eukaryota; Metazoa; Chordata; Actinopteri; Atheriniformes; Atherinopsidae
Source: the annotation of a GenBank genome assembly
AUGUUCCGGGGCCAUGAUGGCCACAAAGGUACAGCGAAGUUGGACCCGGGCUUCUCUGGAAGGUCCCGCUGCGGGGCCCUUUUCUUCUGGGGGGGGAGUGUGACGGCCAAGGCCGCCUUUAUUGUGGAGAGACUGCUCCUCUGGUUUGUGCUUCCAGGAAAGAGUCUUGCCACACCCAGUCAGACAGAAGACAGUGAGACCACAGUGCCAUAUGUAAACCAUCAUGAUGCAGUACCACAGCAGGACACCAUGGCAUCUCCAGAAGCCUCUAAUAUUACACUGCCACAAGCCUCCAAAUGCGGAAUCAUGCCUCCAAAACCAAAGAAAGAUGAACAAGACCGCAAAGAAGUAGCUAAUGUCACCGCAUUCACAGCCGUGCUAACAGCUAAGCUUCCGGAGACCAAAAGUGAACUGCUAGCUGAGAUCAAAGACACCUACACGAGGUACGAGGCAAGGCUCAUCAGUUUCCAAAACUCCGUUGAAGACCACGACCAACGUAUUGCCAGUCUGGAGCAAUUUACAAACUCCACCAGUGAUGAGCUAACUGACAUGCGGGCUGAGCUAGCAGCGGUAGCUGCGGAACAAAUAGAAAGCCAGACUAGACUAACGGAGUUCUUUUCCCAACGACUAUGUGAUGUGAUGUGGUUGGUGCGGACAUUUUGUCUUCACCCCCGAGGCUGGACAGGGCCCACCGCGCGCAGCCUGCUAGGCUACCAUCCACGGCUACGGGGAGAGCUGAAAUAUAAAGAUACACCUAUCCACGUCUUUGAAGACUACGCCCUGGAGUUUUUGGAACAACGCACUCAAUACCCAGACAAGCCCGAACUGAUGUACCCUGCUAAGCUAACUGUUGUGCUACGCGACGAAUCAAGAAAACAUCUGCCCUCCGUAGAGGAAGCUGCGGACCUUGCAUCUCGUCAACGUCGACAGAAUGAACCAGAGCUUGGCCUCUCAAAUCCAUCCGCCCUGACAUCAUUGUUCAAAAACUGUAUGUUUGAACCGUCCCAAGAUUUAGCAUAUAAAAUCUGGCAUGAUAGUGGUAUCAAGUCAAUAGUAGAUCUCUAUUCUGAAAACAUCUAUUCUGAUGUUCGUGACUAUGUUAAGAAGUUGUUCCCUUACUUUCCGAAUCGCCCUCCAGAAACCUUAUUAGACUCUCUUCUCGUAAUUGAUCCUAAUCUUAGAGGAUGUAUUUCGAUACUCUAUAAGCUUAUUUGGUCAGAAACCUCAACACCCGCAAACACA